Molecule: messenger RNA, 3068 nt
Organism: Telopea speciosissima
Lineage: Eukaryota; Viridiplantae; Streptophyta; Magnoliopsida; Proteales; Proteaceae
Product: ATP-dependent zinc metalloprotease FTSH 7, chloroplastic-like
Exons: 13
Coding region: 71-2545 (824 amino acids)
Biological process (GO): proteolysis
Cellular component (GO): membrane; chloroplast thylakoid
Molecular function (GO): ATP hydrolysis activity; ATP-dependent peptidase activity; zinc ion binding
Source: RefSeq, a predicted model, not a curated record
AACCAGAGGUAUAUAUUUGUUUGGGUUUGACAAAGUUUCUCUCCAUUCUAUCACAAACCAGUUUUACGAAAUGCCGGCGAUUGAAUUGCUGAAACCCGUAACUCAUCGGAAAAACUCUGCAAGUUCGAAUUUUUAUGUAAAAGAAACUGCGAGAUUGAACUUCUGGUGUGGUCAAUCGACGGUUCUUCCUCUCAAACAGCCUUGUUUUGGUGGGAACUCGAUAUCAUUCUCUGUGAUUAGUGUCUACAGGAAAGCUAGGGUUUCGAGAAAUAUUGGAGGAUUUGAUUCUUUGGGAGGUUUUUUGAACAACCAGAGAUGUAAAGACAGAAGAAUUCAGGUGAAAAGUUCUUGUGAGCAAGAUAGCGAUUCGAAGACUAGUUCAAGUGAGAAGAGCGAAGGGAAGCAGGGUGAUAACGAAGGAGUUAGUAAACCAUCAACUGCUUCGUCUUCUGCGUCGUCGCCUCGUCGUGAGAAGCAAGGAAAGAGCAGAUGGUGGAAGGGAGGGAAGUGGCAAUGGCAACCGAUAAUUCCGGCUCAGGAAAUCGGUAUAUUGCUUCUACAACUGGGGAUUGUCAUGUUUGUCAUGAGAUUGCUUCGUCCAGGAAUUCCUUUACCAGGUUCGGAACCAAGGACCCCAACGACUUUUGUGAGCGUACCUUAUAGUGAUUUCUUGAGCAAAAUCAGUAAUAAUCAAGUGCAGAAAGUGGAGGUUGAUGGAGUUCAUAUCAUGUUUAGAUUGAAAUCAGAGCCUGGAAGUCUGGAGAAUGAAGUGAGUGGCACUGGUAAAUUACAGGAAACAGAGGCUUUGAUACGAAGUGUAGCUGCUACUAAGCGAGUUGUCUACACAACCACGCGUCCGACCGACAUAAAGGCUCCGUAUGAGAAAAUGCUCGAAAACGACGUAGAGUUUGGGUCACCAGAUAAGCGCUCGGGUGGAUUUUUCAACUCUGCUUUGAUUGCUAUUUUCUACGUUGCUGUACUUGCAGGGCUUAUCCAUAGGUUCCCUGUAAGCUUUUCUCAGCAUACAGCUGGUCAGCUGAGGAGCCGCAAAUCUGGUGGUUCAGGUGGAGUAAAAGUGUCUGAACAAGGGGAACAGAUUACCUUUGCUGAUGUUGCAGGGGUUGAUGAGGCUAAGGAGGAGCUAGAAGAAAUUGUGGAAUUUCUUAGGAAUCCAGACAAGUAUGUACGACUUGGUGCUCGCCCUCCUCGAGGGGUUCUCCUGGUGGGUCUUCCUGGGACAGGUAAGACUCUUUUGGCAAAAGCUGUAGCUGGGGAAGCUGAGGUCCCCUUCAUAAGUUGUUCAGCAAGUGAAUUUGUGGAAUUGUAUGUUGGCAUGGGAGCAUCUCGUGUCAGAGAUCUCUUUGCAAGGGCAAAGAAGGAGGCACCAUCAAUAAUAUUCAUUGAUGAGAUAGAUGCCGUUGCAAAAAGUCGCGAUGGCCGAUUCCGCAUCGUCAGCAAUGAUGAGCGAGAACAGACGCUGAAUCAAUUGCUUACUGAGAUGGAUGGGUUUGACAGCAGCUCUGCAGUGAUUGUUCUUGGGGCAACCAAUCGAGCAGAUGUCUUGGACCCUGCACUUCGUCGUCCUGGGAGAUUUGAUCGUGUUGUCAUGGUGGAAACCCCUGAUAGGCUUGGAAGGGAAUCCAUUUUAAGAGUUCAUGUUUCCAAGAAGGAACUUCCUUUAGGGGAAGAUGUUGACCUUAGUGACUUCGCUUCUAUGACAACUGGUUUCACUGGGGCAGACCUUGCAAAUUUGGUGAAUGAAGCUGCUCUGUUGGCUGGUAGAUCAAACAAAGUUGUUGUGGAGAAAAUUGAUUUUGUACAAGCAGUGGAGCGUUCCAUAGCUGGUAUUGAAAAGAAACAUGCUAAGCUGCAAGGAAAUGAGAAGGCUGUAGUUGCACGACAUGAAGCUGGUCAUGCUGUUGUUGGAACUGCUAUAGCAAAUCUUCUUCCAGGACAGCCACGUGUCGAGAAAUUAAGUAUAUUGCCAAGGUCAGGAGGGGCAUUGGGCUUCACAUAUUCUCCACCCACUAACGAAGACAGAUAUUUGCUCUUCAUUGAUGAGUUACGGGGUCGCUUGGUCACUCUUCUAGGAGGGCGUGCAGCAGAAGAAGUUGUUUAUUCAGGUCGUGUAUCAACAGGUGCAAUGGAUGAUAUAAGACGUGCGACAGACAUGGCAUAUAAAGCAGUAGCUGAAUAUGGUCUUAACCAGACCAUAGGCCCUGUAUCAGUGGCGAUACUAGCUGGUGGAGGGCUUGAUGAAUCUGGGGGAUCUUCACCUUGGGGAAGGGAUCAGGGUCACCUUGUGGAUUUAGUUCAGAGAGAGGUGAAAGCACUAUUGCAAUCUGCACUUGAUGUAGCACUUUCUGUUGUGCGUGCAAAUCCUACUGUGGUGGAAGGUCUUGGUGCUCAUUUGGAAGAGAAAGAGAAAGUGGAAGGUGAAGAGCUACAAGAGUGGUUGAAACUGGUGGUUGCGCCAGCAGAGCUUACUAUCUUCAUUAGCGGCAAGCAAGAAUCUUUUCUCCCGCUGCAGGUGAGAUCUGGAUAAGAAGUACAACAUCUUCUCCUCUUCGGUGGUGUUUGAAGCAUCUGACAUAUUGAAGUGUUCUUCCCAGUCAUUAAGCUAGAGCAUGAUACUGCCCUUUCACACCGUCACCAAUGACUGCCAACCUUUCUGCUUGGUCAGUGUGAACUCCAUCGUACAACUUUGUAAAUCUCGACGAUGUGCUUUUGGACCCUCUUUGGCAGUGCACAGAUUGUUCUCUCUAUAUUUGUCUAUUUUCUUGGCAGACUUUUUCUUUUCAAUGUUCUUCAGAACAGCACCUAACUCAUUCACUCGAGGCUAGAUGCAAGACGUGUAUGAUCCAGGCAAACGUGCUAGUACGCAGGGGCCAUCAAAGUGUAGUCGCUGUCUUCAAUCUUAAAGAAAGACUUAUUUUGUACUGUUUAUACACAAGUUGGUUGGUGAAACUGUUGUAUAUCUGGCUAUUGUUUCAGUAUUUGGCAAUGUAUAUUCAAUUUAUUGUACAAGCUAUGAUUAAUCAAAUGUGUAAUUUAAUAAACAAAACUUA